AUGUGUCCUUUCCUAUAUCGCCAUAAAAGUAACCGUGUCAUAGGUUAUGUGAAGUGCAGGAUCUACGAUCAGGACGGCCUGUUAACUAAUGACAACACUUUUCAAAAGACGUUGAAUGAACAAUUACUUGAUGACCAAAAUGUUGAAAACCUGGAUUUGGACUUCCCUGAGUUUAUUGGAAACCUAUUUGGUCUCUGUUCGGAUUCAUCAGCUAAAUCCUUUCUCAAUGGGAUCUUCAGGCACAUCAUUUCAUCAGAUGGACAUACAGCCAUCUUGACAUCCUCUUUUCUGGCCUGCUUGUUAUCUAUAGUAGGACAUCACCUUCAUCUACAGGUGUUGGUCGUAUUAGACAUUAUUACUGUCCAUUUCAAAGAAAUUAAACAUCAGGAUGCCAAGUCUAAUGUGCUAAAGGCUCUGCACUUUUUAACAACAUGGUGCCCAGUGGAAGUGACCGACAAACUACUGGAGGAGCCUCUACCCUACAGCAGUGACACUUGUCUGAUGUGGAAAUCCUUAGCAGCGAGUCCAGUAUCAACACCGAUUGUACUGCAGACGUUAAUUGAUUAUACUGAGCAGGGGAAUAUGCAAGAACAGGCAAUAUCAGCCAUGCGGGAAAUCAUCUCUGCAUUGAAUAAUCCUGAAUGGAUUCAUGAAACAUUUCCCCAACUCUACAGCACAGUCCUUAAAUUCCUUAUCAUGACUAUCGGGGACAAUUUUAAUGACGAUCAAGCAAGCAAAUUGUUGGUUGCGGCAAUGGACAUCUUAAGAAGGGCCCUUGAGCACUGUAAAGAUGGCGAUGCCAGGCAGUGUUUAGAGAACAGCUGCUUUCAGCAACCCAAGUGUCCAAAUAACUUCUACAAAGCAAUUUGCUUGUUUACAAGUUCAGAUAUAUACCACUUAAAGAGCUUCUUGAUUAUAUUAUUUGUGUUUCCAUUGCUGUAG
Bombina bombina (fire-bellied toad) is the source of this 942-nucleotide messenger RNA. Its product is annotated as maestro heat-like repeat-containing protein family member 1. The transcript has 8 exons. Bases 1 to 942 code for a protein of 313 amino acids. Lineage: Eukaryota; Metazoa; Chordata; Amphibia; Anura; Bombinatoridae. The record is from RefSeq and is a predicted model, not a curated record. Gene Ontology annotation, cellular component: cytoplasm.